CCAGCCUCUCUCUCUGUAUUGUGCAGGCUUCCUUUGCAUUUUAAUUGCUCUCUCCAAAUCACAUCACUGUAUUACUGCUUUCUUCUUUCUUUCUUUCUGCAUGCACACACACAUGGCACGGCGCACACUGACAUCACUUGACAUCUCCGUGCUUCCUCAUUUCAAUAUUAACUGUUUACCAGAAGAGAAACUGGUUUGGUGCGGGGGUGCUGCAUACACGCGUGCCUCUGUGUGAGCAAGAGCUUUUUUUCCCCUCUCUGUCCCUUCGCAGCUAUAGGUCAUUACACUGAGCUGCUUGAAGCUGCCUGAUGCUAUUUUGCACCCGUGUGGCUCUAGAAGAGACAGCUGUGUGGAUGUGCUCCCCUUUGUGCCUUGGUUGGGGCAUUGGAACAACUGCAAAGCCUGGUGCUCCUGCUGCCAUCUGAAAGCCACCGUGCUGAAGGACCUUUGCCCUCCCCAGGCCGAUAAUAAUGACACAGAUGCAGUUUAAAGAUGCAUUUUGGUGCAAGGAGUUCACCUUACACACCGGCUUUGAGGUGCUCGUACAGCGACUGUUGGAUGGGAGGAAGAUGUGCAAAGAUGUGGAGGAUUUGCUUAAGCAAAGAGCUCAAGCAGAAGAGAGGUACGGGAAGGAGCUGGUUCAAAUUGCCCGAAAAGCAGGAGGACAAACAGAAAUCAACACGCUGAAGGCAGCGUUUGAGAAGCUCAAGCAACAAAUUGAAAGUGUUGGAAACUCUCAUAUCCAGCUGGCAGGAAUGCUGAAGGAUGAACUGAAAGGAAUAGAGGAGUUCCGAGAAAGGCAGAAGGAGCAAAGGAAAAAGUACGAGUCUGCAAUGGAGCGCAUGCAAAAGAGCAAGUUGUCCCAUUAUAAGAAAACUAUGGAGUCAAAGAAGAGCUACGAACAGAAGUGCAAGGAGGCGGAUGAGGCUGAGCAGUCCUUUGAGCGGAUGAGCGCUUCAGGCAACCAGAAGCAAACAGAAAAGAGUCAGAACAAAGCCAAGCAAUGCAGAGAUGCAGCACAUGAAGCAGAGAAUGUGUACAAACAGAACAUUGAACAGCUGGAUAAGGCCAGGACGGAGUGGGAACAGGAACAUAUUAAAACCUGUGAGGUUUUCCAGCUCCAGGAGUGUGACCGCAUCACCAUCCUCCGGAACUCACUGUGGGUUCACUGCAACCAGCUCUCUAUGCAGUGCGUGAAGGACGAUGAGCUGUAUGAAGAGGUCCGGGUAAGCUUGGAGAACUGCGUCGUAGAGUCAGACAUAGACUACUUCAUUAAGAGUAAAAUGACAGGAACACAACCCCCAGGUGCAAUAGGAUAUGAGAACUACUACGACAGAGAACCAAACAGAAGCAACAGCCCAACCCAGACCUGUGGGAUGAUGAAGAGAUUCUCUGGACUGUUGCAUGGAAGCAGCAAAAACAACACUGAAAGCGUCAUUCCUUCAGCCCCUCCUUUAGAGAAAGCAGAUGGGGUCUACGCAUCCAUUUUUGUAAAUGAACAUGAAAGAACUACAUCGUCACAGGACUACAGAGUACUGUACGACUACACAGCCCAGAACAUGGAUGAACUGGACAUCAAUGAAGGAGAUAUCGUAGCUGUCAUUGAAGAAAAUGACGACGGCUGGUGGACAGUAGAAAGGAAUGGGCAGCGAGGCUUUGUGCCAGGCUCCUACCUUCAAAAGAUCUGUUGAAGCGUAGCCUCAGUCCUUAGACUUUGAAAUUAUUCUACUACUGAAAACAAACAUCAUACAAGUUCUGCUCCAGCUGACCAAGAAAACCCAUUACACUGCCCUCUACAUUUACUAGUCAGGAAAUAACUGCUUUCAUCGUCCUUCCCACCGAUCCUCUCUCCCCCUCAACAACUUCUGGCCCACACUGUCUGAAAAAAAGCUGUCUUCAUCUCAGCAACAUGAGGACUUGUGUUUCUCACAAAGGUGUUUUCCACUCUCAGCACUGCUGCCGUUAGAAUCUCAAACCUUGGAGAAUCUGGGAGAAAAGCCCUGCUUAGAACUUAACUAUGCUAAAGGAAAAAGAAGCCAGUUCUGCUUGUCCAGGAUGGAGGAUCACCUCCAAUCAAUCUGGGAGCAACCCCUACUACCAUUGCAGCCAUGACCUCCACCAUGGAUCCCCUCUCCUCAACUUGCGAGUGCUGAGCUAAAAGCAGGAGGCAUGCACACUCAGAAAGCAGAUAGCUUUUACAUCACAAGGACAUCCAUGGCUCUGCUUUGCACUGGAUUCUGGGACAGCCAAAUGAGGGCAGAUGAAGAGCCCAAGGGCUGCUUUUACCUCAGUUGGGUGGGUUCUCUGACACCUAUGUUUAAAAAAAGUCUUCUAGCAGUGCUGCCCUGCCCUGAUCCUGGGAAAAAAAGCGCCAGCUGCCUCAUGCAGCCUGCACAGACGUGCCUUCAGCACAUUCUCCUUUUAACUUCUCUGUUCACCCAGCUGAUCCUUUCCUGCCCACAGGCUUCUCAGUCUGACUGCAGUCUCUGCAGCUCUGGGAUACCUGGCACAGAUUUGGCUGGGUUCCUUUCCUGUUACUUGUAAUGUGCUUGUUCUACAACAAAACCUCUUCAGAGAAGCUGUGCUGAGCAGGUUCGUUGCACCUCACAGGUUACAGAUCCAGCAGUAUCACCAGUCCAGCAUUUUAGGAAUGUUUCCACCCACCGCUAUACUUUGCAAGAGAUCACUGAGUACUUUGUGCCACUUCUCUCUCUUUAGCAUGCAGCGACAGUUAAAAACCUACACCAGUGAUUUGAUCUGAAGCAGAAAGUGCUACUUCUGGGGCUAGAAUUACCCUAUUUCUGAAAAUUUCAGAUCCUAAAACUGAACCAAAUCAAUGAAAAUGAGUCUAAUUGCACCUCAGAAGGCACAGAGCAGGGAGGAACUGUUAGCUAAGGUAACAGUGAGAAAAAAGUCAAGGCAGAAGAAAGAGCUGUAACACUCAACAGUGAGAGACAAAGGCACUCGUGUUAUCUUAUUCUCAUUUCUUGACUCCAGAAUAGAAGUUGCUGCAAGCCUUCUCUGUCCUCCUGCACACAUAGCGCACUUGCCUAAGUUACCAUGUUGCACAUCUGCAUUAGAGCUGAAGGGCUCUUAGCAGCUCCCAUCAGCAGAGGCUCAGUGGAAGUGCAGGAACUUGAAUGUCAUUUCAGGCACUAGAUUGUACAAACAGCAGCACACACACAGGCUGGGGAUGUCAACAACAGCUUCCUGUGGCCAUGCCUCAACCAACAGUGCUAAGAGUCCACAACAUUAGUUAACUGCACCGUCAAUGCAGCUGCCAGACAACUACAACAGUUCCUUAUGUACAGCACAAGAGGAAUCCUAAAGUACAAAAGAUUUAAUAUGUUUGCUUCUUGAAUUGUGGGUCUCCCACAAAGAGAACUGUAAUUAACCAACAGAUACUGAAAUAUUCUGCAAGCGAUCUUGAUUUUAAAAAGCCUUAAAGAUGCAGCUCUUGUAACAAUAUUUGACACAGGGAUUCUGCUAAGACUCCUCACAGACAGCCCCACACAAGACACUGCCAUACCCAGUCCUGCUUACCUUGAAAUCCUUGUAUGGAUUGGCUUUGCCUACACGAACCAUAUGGUCCACAUCAGCUGACAGAUGGUGACUACUGUAUCUCCUCCAUCAAAGCAUUUCAUAUUUUUGCUGUUAAAUUCAGGAAACUGGUUCCUUUCCUAUCUUUUUUUUUCCUGUCAAGUUUUCUUCUGUUUGUUGCAUCUGCUAUAGAUAUUUCUAAACCCACCCACUCUUGUAGCAUUUGUGUCCCACAUGCUAACUCCAGGCUGAUAAGGAAAUGAAAAAGCAACAGCAAUGUUUUCUCAUAAUUCAGUUUCUCUGCUUUACGCUGAAGAAUCUUGCCGAUAAGUAGUUUGUAAUCCAUAUCUAUGCAGCUUGCUCUAUCAGUGUGUCAGCACUCGUCAGAAAUAAAACAAAGAUAUCAAGAAAUACCCACACACCCCCUUAAAACACCCCUUUCAGUGUCAUCCAUUCCAGACAGUACGAAAAACAGGAAGGUCAAACAUAGGGCAUUGCCUUAAUAAUAAUGUUACCUCUCUGGCUUGGUAACUGUUUGGUAACAAAACCGAUGCGCUUGAGAAAUCA
Molecule: messenger RNA, 4107 nt
Organism: Coturnix japonica (Japanese quail)
Lineage: Eukaryota; Metazoa; Chordata; Aves; Galliformes; Phasianidae
Gene: PSTPIP1
Product: proline-serine-threonine phosphatase interacting protein 1
Biological process (GO): actin filament polymerization
Cellular component (GO): plasma membrane; actin filament; cytoplasm
Molecular function (GO): actin filament binding
Source: RefSeq, a predicted model, not a curated record